UGUACGCGCAAUUCACUCUCGCUAUGAGAGCAAUUAGAUUUAGCAGCGUUCCCAGCGCCUCUGCAAUGACUCAUUGAAACAUCUUCAGUGCUGAUAAAGCCGCAUCUUCGUUCUCCUCACCUCACACGCACGCGCACGCACGGGGAAAACAUAACCCAGGACGUGCUGCUGCGCUCCCUCCGGCACACAUGGUGCGCGCUGUGUUACUUUGGAUUUGCAGAGCAGGAGCUUGGAUGUGGACUGAAAAGCAGUUUUUUUGCGCAUGUGGGCUGCAGAACCUCGAGAAGUCAGGACUCGUGCGUUAGGGAUCCGGACUGAGAACAUUCGAUCACGUUGGACUGCAUGUGGUGGGAGUGUUCUAGUCAUUCCCCAGACAGGAGUAAAACAACAACUACUGAUCUCCAUGCAAGCUCUCAAGAUGGGGAGCUCUGAGAAAGCGACAGUGAUUAGCUGGUGCUCCUUCACUCAGCUCGCAGUCUGAAGAGCAGCACAAAGUCAAUCGGAGGUGGGCAGGGAGAGUUGUUGAGGAUCCAGUAGCACAACCUGCCAGAUUCCGGCUCCACACAGUGAGAGCAUGUCAGUUCUCAUAGACCCUUCAUGGAUGUGUUGCUCCAAGGCCAAGACCAGCCUUUUGCUCUGGAUGGGGCUGGUGUCCAUCUGUGUAGCUGCUACUCAAGCUCAGCAGCAUCCUGUAGCCACAACCAAUUACGGAAAAUUGCGAGGAGUGAAGGUUACGUUACCUAACGAGAUUCUGGGACCGGUGGAGCAGUACUUGGGGAUCCCCUAUGCACUGGCUCCAACAGGGGAGCGGAGGUUCCAGCCACCAGAACCGCCCAUGUCUUGGCCAGGAAUUAGAAAUGCUACUCACUUUGCUCCAGCUUGUCCUCAGUUCUUGGAGGACCGCUUUUUACUCAAUGAUAUGCUCCCUGUGUGGUUCACUGCCAACCUGGAUACAGUAGUAAGCUACGUGCAGGAGCAGAGUGAGGACUGCCUCUACCUGAACAUCUACGUCCCAACAGAGGAUGAUAUUCAUGAUGAGAAUGGAUUAAAGCCCGUCAUGGUUUACAUCCAUGGAGGCUCUUAUCUGGAGGGAACCGGCAACAUGAUCGAUGGAAGCAUCCUGGCGAGCUACGGGAACGUAAUCGUCAUCACAAUCAACUACCGGCUUGGAGUUCUGGGUUUUCUUAGCACUGGUGACCAGGCAGCCAAGGGGAACUAUGGUCUUCUGGAUCAGAUUCAGGCUCUCAGGUGGAUCAAAGAAAACAUCCAUGCCUUCAAAGGAGACCCGAAAAGAGUGACCAUUUUCGGCUCAGGGGCUGGAGCGUCGUGCGUCAGCCUGCUCUGCCUUUCGCAUUACUCAGAAGAUCUGUUUCAGAAAGCCAUCAUCCAGAGUGGGACAGCGCUGUCCAGCUGGGCCGUCAAUUACCAGCCUGCAAAGUACACCCGAUCCCUCGCUGAGAAGGUGGGCUGCAACAUGCUGGACACCAUCGACCUGGUGGAAUGCCUGCAAAAGAAAAACUACAAGGAGCUGAUUGAGCAGUACGUCACACCUGCGAAGUAUCACAUUGCUUUUGGGCCUGUCAUUGACGGUGACGUAAUCCCAGACGACCCACAGAUUCUCAUGGAACAAGGGGAGUUUCUGAACUACGACAUCAUGCUGGGCGUCAACCAAGGCGAGGGGUUCAAAUUUGUUGACGGCAUUGUGGACAGUGAGGAUGGAGUGUCUGCCAAUGACUUUGACUUUGCAGUGUCAGACUUUGUGGAUCAUCUCUAUGGAUACCCAGAGGGAAAGGACACUCUGCGGGAAACUAUCAAAUUCAUGUACACCGACUGGGCAGACAAGGAAAAUCCAGAAACCCGUCGCAAGACCCUUGUGGCGCUCUUCACCGACCACCAGUGGGUGGCGCCAGCUGUGGCCACAGCUGACCUUCAUGCCCAAUACGGCUCCCCCACCUACUUUUAUGCUUUUUACCACCACUGUCAAAGUGACAUGAAGCCCAGCUGGGCUGAUUCGGCCCAUGGUGACGAGGUACCAUAUGUGUUUGGGAUCCCUAUGAUCGGCCCCACAGAUCUCUUUAACUGCAAUUUCUCAAAGAACGAUGUGAUGCUGAGUGCAGUCGUCAUGACCUACUGGACUAAUUUUGCUAAAACAGGAGAUCCAAAUCAGCCAGUUCCACAAGACACAAAAUUCAUCCACACAAAGCCUAACCGGUUUGAAGAAGUAGCCUGGACUAAAUACAACCCCAAAGACCAGCUCUACCUUCACAUUGGCCUAAAGCCAAGAGUACGGGAUCACUACCGGGCUACCAAGGUUGCGUUCUGGCUGGAACUUGUUCCACAUCUUCACAAUAUAAAUGAGUUUUUCCAGUAUGUGUCCACCACCACCAAGAUACCGCCACAGGACACCACCCCGUACCCUUACACCAAACGCUUUCCAGGGAAAAACAACUGGCCGUCCACCACACGCCAUCCAGGAGUCCCUUCUGCUAACACCAAGCAAACCACAGACCAACGCAAGAGCGGAGACCUGACUGAGGAAUCAACCGUCAUGAUUGAGACCAAGAGAGACUACUCCACUGAGCUCAGUGUCACCAUCGCUGUAGGGGCGUCGCUGCUUUUUCUCAACAUCCUCGCCUUCGCGGCACUCUACUACAAGAAAGACAAGCGGCGACACGAGUCCAACCGCCGAGUUCCAACCCCGCAGCGCAACUCCGCCCCAGCGAACACUUCUACUACAGCCAACGAUGUGGCACACAUGCAGAGUGAGGAGCUGAUGUCUUUGCAGAUGAAGCAGCAGCAGCUUGAACACGAACAUCACCACGAGUGUGAGUCCCUGCAGAGCCACGACACACUGCGGCUCACCUGUCCCCCUGACUACACCCUCACGCUACGCCGGUCGCCUGACGACAUCCCGCUGAUGACGCCCAGCACUAUCACAAUGAUCCCCAACUCACUGGCUGGCAUGCAGCCUCUGCACAACUUCAACACGUUUGGCGGGAGCCAGAACAGUACCAAUUUGCCCCACGGCCACUCGACAACACGGGUAUAGCUGAACUGGGCCAGGACCAAUCCAGAUUCCAACACAAAGCAAGUAUGUGAAAUUGACUGUGAAAAGCACAGACUCCGAGUCUAAGCAGAUGAUAUUUUGUUAUCACGCCUUCUUGAAAAGGGUGCAUUGCUCAUAAACUUCUCAAGAAAUUCAGAAUGAAUGUUACAUUAGUAACUCUUUUUGAAGCAGAGCUUCAUAGAAGAUUUUACUUAAAAGAAAGCAACCAGGACUGACUGUUAAUAUCCUUAUAAGGGGCAAAAAAGCCUUUAUGAAGGUUUUUGAGCCAGAAAUACACAAGACAACAAAACAGCAACAAAGAAGCUUCAUCUUUUCAGAAUCUUUCCUGCGUCGGACACCUGAUCUGGGCACACAAUUCUACACCCCAGCCUGAUAUGUAUUUAUGAAAACUUUGCAAAAAAAUAAAUAAAUAAAAAAAAGAAGAAGAAAACUAAAAGGGAAUAUAAUUAUGCGUGCAAAUACAGUAAAAGAUGUUUUUAAAAAGAUUUUAAAAAAUACAAAGAGCUAUUUCUAUUUUUGAUUUGUUUUUGGUUUUAUU
Xiphophorus maculatus (southern platyfish) is the source of this 3605-nucleotide messenger RNA. It is a transcript of the gene nlgn4xa, whose product is annotated as neuroligin 4, X-linked. The coding region runs from base 575 to 3049 and encodes 824 amino acids. Gene Ontology annotation, cellular component: synapse; postsynaptic specialization membrane; cell surface. Lineage: Eukaryota; Metazoa; Chordata; Actinopteri; Cyprinodontiformes; Poeciliidae. The transcript is spliced from 6 exons. The record is from RefSeq and is a predicted model, not a curated record. Gene Ontology annotation, molecular function: neurexin family protein binding; signaling receptor activity. Gene Ontology annotation, biological process: modulation of chemical synaptic transmission; neuron cell-cell adhesion; chemical synaptic transmission.